AUGGCUGGGCUCAAGUACCUGAGUGGGUUUGGGAAUGAGUUCUCAUCUGAAGACCCUUGCUGUCCAGGAGCCUUACCUGAAGGUCAGAACAACCCUCAGGUGUGUCCCUAUGGUCUCUACCUUGAACAACUCUCCGGCUAUGCUUUCACCUGCACACAGCCAACCAAUAAGAUGAGUUGGUUCUACCGUAUCCUACCGUUUGUCCGUCACAAGCUGUACACCGCAAUGCACUGUGGGAUCCUAACAGAGAAGUGGGAUGAAGUGGAACCUGACCCUAACCAGCUGCAAUUGCUGCCAUUCAGCAUCUCCAAAUCCAUUAAACCCUCUGGCUUUCCAUUAUAGCGAUUAGCUGGUCUGCACACCCUAUGUGGAGCAGGAGACACUAAGUCCCACAACAGGAUCGGUAUCCACAUGUUCACCUGCAACACCUCCAUGGUUGACAGUUGUUUCAACAACUCAGAUGGAGACUUUCUCAUUGCAGGGGAGAUUGUGAUCACUACAGAGUUUGGGAAGAUGAUGGUGGAACCCAACGAGACCUGCGUCAUCCAGAAAGAAAUGCAUUUCAGUGUGGAUGUGUUCGGGGAGACCAGAGGCUACGUGUUGGAGGUGUACGACCUGGGACCCAUAGGUGUGUGUGACCCCUCCACGUGUCAAUGCCUUGUCAACUCUCUGCUCUGGUGGCAUGAUAUGACGACUGCAAGGUAGCCACAAGGCUACACUGUCAUUAACAAGUACCAGGGCAAGCUCUUCUCCAGCCAACAGGAUUUCUCUCCCUUUAACCUGGUGACGUGGCAUGGGAACUAUACACCGAACAAAUACAACCUGGAGAACUUCAUGGUAAUCAAGUGUGUGGCCUUCGAUCAUGCAGAUCCUUCCAUCUUCACGGUGUUGACGGCCAAGUCCACACGCACCAUCGCUGACUUUGUCAUCUUUCCCCUGCGCUGGGGAGUGGCUGACCACACCUUUAGACCCCCCUACUACCACAGGAACUAUAUGAGUGAGUUCAUGGGGCUGAUUAAGAGCCACUAUGAGGCCAAGGAGGAGGGCUUCCACAUGAUGACCCCUCACGGUCCUGACAGAGACUACUUCGAGAAGAACAGCACCACCCCCCUCAAACCAGAGAGGGUGGCCGAGGGGUCCAUGGUAACACACACACACGAUGUGAUCACAAUUAUCAAACAGCUGUACAUAGUGGGACAUCCAGUAACAUCCCUCUUCAUGUUUGAGUAGUCGUUCAGCAUGGCGGUAACUAAGUGGGGCCUAGAGACGUGUCAGAGGCUGGACAAGAGCUAUGACAGCCUCCGCAAACACUUUGACCCCAACUGGAGGCCCAGCAAACAGUAG
Messenger RNA from Oncorhynchus masou masou (cherry salmon), 1344 nucleotides. It is a transcript of the gene hgd, whose product is annotated as homogentisate 1,2-dioxygenase. Gene Ontology annotation, biological process: L-phenylalanine catabolic process. Lineage: Eukaryota; Metazoa; Chordata; Actinopteri; Salmoniformes; Salmonidae. Gene Ontology annotation, molecular function: homogentisate 1,2-dioxygenase activity. The record is from RefSeq and is a predicted model, not a curated record. Gene Ontology annotation, cellular component: cytoplasm.